Lepidothrix coronata (blue-crowned manakin) is the source of this 401-nucleotide messenger RNA. Its product is annotated as cytospin-A-like. The record is from RefSeq and is a predicted model, not a curated record. The annotation marks the transcript as partial. NCBI's taxonomy places the organism in Eukaryota, Metazoa, Chordata, Aves, Passeriformes, Pipridae. The transcript is spliced from 2 exons.
AUACAGUUAAAAAACUUCAGGACCAAAAGCAUGACAUGGAAAGAGAGAUAAAGAAUCUUCACAGGAGACUGCGGGAGGAGUCAGCAGAGUGGCGCCAGUUCCAGGCAGACCUGCAGACUGCAGUGGUGAUUGCAAACGAUAUCAAGUCCGAGGCCCAGGAGGAGAUCGGGGACCUGAAGCGCAGAUUACACGAAGCUCAGGAGAAGAACGAGAAGCUCACGAAGGAGCUGGAGGAAAUCAAGUCACGCAAGUAUGCAAGGGACAGCAGGGAGAGGGUCUCCUUGGGCAGGGGGGUACAGUUUUGGAAAUCCAGUGGUUUGACUCCAGAAGUUCCUAAAUCCUCUCGUGAGGAUCCGUGUUUCAAGAAGCUGCUUUAUCCAGGCUUUCCACGGUCAACAUAG